This is a messenger RNA of Lentinula edodes (shiitake mushroom), 993 nucleotides long. RefSeq lists its product as uncharacterized. The transcript is spliced from 8 exons. The coding region runs from base 1 to 993 and encodes 330 amino acids. NCBI's taxonomy places the organism in Eukaryota, Fungi, Basidiomycota, Agaricomycetes, Agaricales, Omphalotaceae. The record is from RefSeq and is a predicted model, not a curated record.
AUGCCUUUCAUUACAUUUCUUUUAGCACUAUGUGUUGCAGACCAUAUUGAGACAUGGCCCAGAGAAUUUAGCUCAAUAUGGAAAAGAAAAUUAACUGGAACUUCAGUACUGUUCCUGGUAAACAGAUACAUGUUGCUCUUGUCUGUUAUCAUUCAAGCAAUAUUUGAGUUUCCUGGAAAUGGAACAGAUGAGCAGUGCCAAGCAUUAAAUAUAAUAUAUUCAAUUUUUACAAUUCUGUCCAUAGUUGCAGCCAAUGUUCUUUUUGCCCUGAGGGUUUAUGCAAUAUACAAUAGAAAUAGAGUGAUUUUUGGAAUAGCUUCUGCAUUCAUCAUUUCAAGACUUACACUUGAUAUAUGGAAUUUAGCACUAGGAGUUGGUGGUUCCACAAUUGGAUCUCCAUUUCAAAACCUCUCAAGGUGUGGGCUAAGUGGUAAUAAUGUAGAUCAAUACACUCAACUGUUGAUUUUUUUAGUGGACCUGGCUAUUCCAUUGUUGGCAUUGGGAUAUGACAUUUUCACCUUCAUUCUAACUGCUAUAAAGACUGUUCAGCAUUCACUGGAAAUGCAAAGGCUCAAUCAGUCUAGUAUUACACAAAUAAUCUUCCGUGAUGGGACUUUGUAUUUCCUUAUUUUAAGACUCAUGCUUGUAGUGGCUAUUAUUCUUGCUAUCUUCAGUGUGGUCAAUGUGAAUCAAUCUUUCAUUGGUGAUUAUAUUCUUUCUAAUUCAUUUCCCAGAUUGCCCAACAUUCUCAUCAGCCGCCUGAUGCUCAACUUGCGCACAUAUUCUGAACCUGGCAAUACCACAAUAUCCCAAGGUCAACAGACCCGUGUAUCAUCAUUGAACUUUGCUUCCAACCAGAUGUUGGGGAAUAUUGGGGCUCCAUUAGAUGGGGAAUCUUUCAAUGAGGAAGAAGAAGAAGAAGAAGAAGAAGAGAGAGUGGAAAUAGAGGCUAUUGGUGGGCAACAUGACAGGUCUGGUGAGCCUGAAAGGUAA